AUGUUCGGUGCAUUCGAGAUACCACCGGAACGUUUGAAACAAACAACGCCGUACUGGUUCUUUGUUCAUGGAUCUGAAAAGCAUAUCGCAAGCGCAAAGUUCAUCAACAUUGAUGGCAAGUUUAGCAAGAUCCCGUCUGGAUUUAAACAGCUCUACUAUGUAUCAUCAAAGGAUCAGGCCACGUCUACUCAAAUUCCUCUCUUUUUCGCAUUGACAGAUGCCAAAGAUCAAGCUAUGUACGAAGAGCUUUUCACCGCGUGCAAAACCAAAGGUCUAAACCCAGAUUACGUGAACACUGUCGCGGAAAUGCUGGGAUGCCACAGACACUUCAAAGUUGCGAUUCACAAAAAACUCAAUAAAGUUGUCACAACAGACGUAGCUGAUACAGCGGAAUUUUUGAAUUUAAGAAAGACACUUUAUGGUCGGUGUCUUGCACCAUUUGAUAAAUUGGAUAACUGGUUCAAUCUGUUGAAGGUUCGAACGCAGAACUUACAUCCAAAGAUUGAUGGUAGUGUUAUAGGUUAG
Caenorhabditis remanei is the source of this 525-nucleotide messenger RNA. RefSeq lists its product as uncharacterized. Bases 1 to 525 code for a protein of 174 amino acids. NCBI's taxonomy places the organism in Eukaryota, Metazoa, Nematoda, Chromadorea, Rhabditida, Rhabditidae. The transcript is spliced from 4 exons. The record is from RefSeq and is a predicted model, not a curated record.